Pistacia vera is the source of this 2007-nucleotide messenger RNA. Its product is annotated as exocyst complex component EXO70B1-like. The record is from RefSeq and is a predicted model, not a curated record. Gene Ontology annotation, biological process: exocytosis. Gene Ontology annotation, molecular function: phosphatidylinositol-4,5-bisphosphate binding. NCBI's taxonomy places the organism in Eukaryota, Viridiplantae, Streptophyta, Magnoliopsida, Sapindales, Anacardiaceae. Bases 1 to 2007 code for a protein of 668 amino acids. Gene Ontology annotation, cellular component: exocyst. The transcript has a single exon.
AUGGAGAAAUUCUUAGCUCUAGAGACCUCUGCAACUUUACCCAAAAGUCGUGACCAUAGAAGGAAUGAAUGUGCAUCUCAUGCCAGACAUCAAUCAGAAAUCAUUCGUACAAAAUCAACUAUGGACCAUUUAAAAGGGGAUGCGGCGGCAGCUUAUCAAAAGGAGAUACCACAGAAGAAUAUUGUUGAUGAGUCAGCUUCCCUUCCUCAGGUUCUUCCAGAGGUUGAUGAAUUCAUUGAUACAUUAUCUCCAGAACCGUCACAAAUUCCGGAAUCAAUAGGGUCCUUUUACAGGAUUUUUGAAUCAUUCAUUAAACAAUAUGAAUCCAGGGAAAGUUCAAUGAGGUUUGGAGAAAAUCAGGAGGAGGAUGAUUUGUUAUUUGAAUGUGUGAAACGCGUUUCAAAGCUGUUAAAUGGCAUGGGUGAAUUUUCUUCCAAAGAUGAAAUGGGGUCUUCUCUAAACCAAGGAAGCAAUGUUCUUCAUCGAGCCAUGUCUUUGUUGGAUGAAGAGUUCCGUGCACUUUUAUACCCUAAGCGCUGCCGUUUAGAACUCAAAACUCCAAAGACACCGAAACAAUCCACUUUCAAUUAUAAUUCCCUCUCAACUAAAGACUUAGAUCGAUGUGCUCUACCAGAAACCGUGUCCAAUGAAGACGAGGAGUUCCCAGAUUUCUCACAAGAAGCAAUCUCAAACAUGAACAAGAUUGCAACAUCAAUGAUCUCAGCUGGUUACGAAUCAGAAUGUUGCUUGGUGUAUAGUAUCUUCAGGAAAAUGGCGCUCGGAGAUCAACUCACCAAGCUAGGAUUUGACAAUAUUAGUUUUGAUGAUGUACAAAGAAUGCAAUGGGAAUCACUUGAAGGAGAAAUCAGCAUGUGGAUCAGCAUCUUCAGGCAUUGUUACACGGUUCUCUUCCCCGGAGAACGCAAACUUUCGGACUCAAUCUUCUCCGAGUAUCCAUCAAUAUCUCAAAGAUUGUUCAGUGAUCUUGCAGCGGUAGUUAUUAAAAGGUUUCUUAACUUCGGUGAAGGUGUUGUAUUAACAAAGAGUUCAACGGAGAAACUGUUUAAAUUUUUGGAUAUGCAUGAGACUUUUAGAGACAUGCUUCCACUUAUGGGUGAUUUGUGUUCUUGUGAGAGUGCCAAAGAUUUAAUAUUCGAGAUAUGCGUUGCUCAAUCCCGGAUUGGCAAAAUGGCCGUCAACAUAUUCUCUGAACUUGAAAGUUCAAUCAAGAGUGACCAAGGUAGAAUCCCGGUACCCAGUGGUCAAGUUCACCCCUUGACUCGCUAUACAAUGAAUUAUCUAAAAUACGCUUGUGAAUACACGGACACGUUAGAAGAAGUGUUUAAACAGCAGGAAGGAGUAGACAUGUCAAAUGAGCCCGAACCUGAGAACUGUUCGGAUAAUGGGACGCCAAGAAAAUCUCCGUUUUCGAAACGAUUGAUGACGAUUAUGGAUUUGUUGGAUGCAAAUCUUGAUAUGAAGUCAAAGCUGUACAGGGACCCUUCAUUGAGUAACAUUUUCUUGAUGAAUAACGGGAGAUAUAUUUUACAGAAGAUCAAAGGUUCCACGGAGAUUCAUGAUAUAAUGGGUGCCACAUGGCGCAGAAAGAGGUCAACUGAUUUGAGGCAAUACCAUAAGAGUUACCAGAGAGAAACGUGGAGUAGAGUGUUACAAUGCAUUAGCCAUGAAGGGUUACAAAGUAAUGGGAAGGUGUUGAAGCCUGUAUUGAAAGAAAGGUUCAAGAAUUUUAAUACAUUGUUUGAAGAGAUACAUAAGACACAGAGCACGUGGGUGGUGAGUGACGAACAGCUCCAAUCUGAGCUUCGAGUUUCGAUAUCGGCGGUAGUGAUCCCGGCUUACCGGUCAUUUUUGGGAAGAUUUAGGCAAUUUUUGGAAGGUAGUAAACAAGGAGAAAAGUAUAUCAAGUAUCAACCAGAAGAUAUCGAGACAUACAUUGAAGAAUUAUUUGAUGGAAAUCCAAUGUCUAUGGGGAGGAGAAGAACCUGA